This is a messenger RNA of Brassicogethes aeneus, 711 nucleotides long. The record is from the annotation of a GenBank genome assembly. Lineage: Eukaryota; Metazoa; Arthropoda; Insecta; Coleoptera; Nitidulidae.
GACUUUGACUAUCCUUUGCUCAUAAAAUUAGUCCAAAACAACCCGCAUUUGUAUGACAAAUCUUUGGAAGAUUUCAAAGAUGAUCUGGUGAGAUCGAAAACCUUUCGUAAAAUUGCCAAACGUCUGGGAGUAACAGAGCGUGAAGCAAUUCAAAGAUGGAAGAACUUGAGAGAUAAAUAUGGCAGGGAAAAAAGAAAAGUAAUUCCUUCUGGUGCUGAACCACCUAUAAUCCCAUGGCCAUAUCUUAAAGAGAUGUCUUUUCUGAAUAAAUUUAUUAAACAAAGGCAUUCAAAUAAAUCAUUCGUAAGAUCAGAGAGCCCUCAGCCAUCGCCGCAGUCUUUAAUACCAUCCCUUCAGCCGUUUGAAUUUGUCUACCUAUCGGACAAUUCAUCUUCAUCGUCUCCCCCUCCCCUUCAACCGCGUCCCCAGAGCCCAUCUAUACCACUACCACAACGACAGAAUGGAAGUCCCCAACUUAGUCCGGAACCAAUACAAUGCACCCCAAAUGGAAGGGGAAAAAAAAGGAAACGUGAUGAGUUUGACUUGUUGGCGGCCGCUCAAGAAUUGGCGAACGACUUAAAACUGGGAAGACAGGAAAAAACGUCAAACCAGUUGUUUGGGGAAUAUAUGGGAAAACGGCUCGAUGAUUUUUCUCCAAAUAGGGCCAAAGAUAUAAGAAAGAAAAUUGUUUUGCUAUUAGAAACGGAUUAA